Messenger RNA from Neofelis nebulosa (Clouded leopard), 1170 nucleotides. RefSeq names its product olfactory receptor 2A5. Lineage: Eukaryota; Metazoa; Chordata; Mammalia; Carnivora; Felidae. The coding region runs from base 64 to 996 and encodes 310 amino acids. Gene Ontology annotation, molecular function: G protein-coupled receptor activity; olfactory receptor activity. Gene Ontology annotation, cellular component: membrane. The record is from RefSeq and is a predicted model, not a curated record. The transcript has a single exon. Gene Ontology annotation, biological process: G protein-coupled receptor signaling pathway.
AGUAACCCAGAUCAGAGUUUGUUCCUCAGCAGCAGUGACUGAUACAGAUACUGUUGUCAGGGAAUGACAGAAAAUCAAACAUGGGUCACAGAAUUCAUUCUCCUGGGAUUCCCACUCAGCCCACUGACUCAGGUAUUCCUCUUCGGGCUCUUCUCCCUGUUCUAUGCCUUCACCCUGCUGGGGAACAGCACCAUCCUGGGGCUCAUCUGGCUGGAUUCCCGACUGCACACCCCCAUGUACUUCUUCCUCUCCCACCUGGCUGUUGUUGACAUAGCCUAUGCCUCAAAUAAUGUCCCAAAGAUGCUGGCGAACCUUCUGAACAAGGAAAAAACGAUCUCCUUUGUCCCAUGCAUAAUGCAGACCUUUUUAUACAUGGCUUUUGCUCACACUGAGUGUCUCGUCUUAGUAAUGAUGUCUUAUGAUCGAUACGUGGCGAUUUGCCACCCCCUACGUUACACUGUCAUCAUGAACUGGAGAGUAUGCACGGUUCAGGCUAUCAUUUCCUGGGCAUGUGGCUCCCUGCUGGCCCUGGUCCAUGUGGUUCUCAUCCUGAGGCUGCCCUUCUGCGGGCCUCAUGAAGUCAACCACUUCUUCUGUGAGAUCCUGUCUGUCCUCAAGCUGGCCUGCGCUGACACCUGGCUCAACCAAGUUGUCAUUUUUGCUGCUUCUGUGUUUAUCUUAGUCGGGCCCCUCUGCCUGGUUCUGGUGUCCUACACGCGCAUCCUGUUCGCCAUCCUGAGGAUCCAGUCCGGGGAGGGCCGCAGAAAGGCCUUCUCCACCUGCUCCUCCCACCUCUGCGUGGUGGGGCUCUUCUUUGGAAGCGCCAUUGUCAUGUACAUGGCCCCCAAAUCCCGCCACCCUGAGGAGCAGCAGAAGAUCCUUUCCUUGUUUUACAGCCUUUUCAACCCUAUGCUGAACCCGCUGAUCUACAGCCUGAGGAACACCGAUGUCAAGGGCGCCCUGAGGAGAGUGCUGUGGUUGGAGAGAUCAAUGUGAGGGAUGCCAGAGAUGGUCUUGACGGUGGAAGAGUUGUUUUCUAUGACAUUUGGGGUGAUGAUAAUACAAAUGCCUUACAAAAAUCUCGUGUAUAAGAUUUUCAAUAUUAAAACUAUAUAUUGAUCAGAUUCUGUCCCUAAGCAUGGGGUACUUCCAGACCACAAGGUGUAAGUG